Molecule: messenger RNA, 1140 nt
Organism: Sinocyclocheilus anshuiensis
Lineage: Eukaryota; Metazoa; Chordata; Actinopteri; Cypriniformes; Cyprinidae
Product: growth factor receptor-bound protein 10-like
Exons: 9
Biological process (GO): insulin receptor signaling pathway; negative regulation of Wnt signaling pathway; negative regulation of insulin receptor signaling pathway
Molecular function (GO): insulin receptor binding
Source: RefSeq, a predicted model, not a curated record
CAGCGUCCAGCGCGCAGCAGCACACACAUACAUAUACACACUGACUCACAAAUUUACAGUGAAUAAGACACGGUUGUUCUGCGCUAUAGAGAGACUCUUUCCUCAUCUAUCUGAGGUGGAUGUGAUAUCCGAGAGAGACAUUACAAAGCGUGUAUGAUGGCUGUGUCCGGAUGUCCAGAUUAUUUUCUACACCAUCCAAAUUACCAACAGGAUAAUGUAGACCGAGCUGCCAGUCACAGACAGGCAGAUAUGAUUGGACCAGGUUUUCAGCAGUCAACCAAUCGGAAUUCACCCAGCCAUCAAGAAGAUGACGUGGAUCUGGAAGCUCUGGUGAAUGACAUGAACUCAUCCUUUGAGAGUCUGUACACUUCUUGCAGUGUGCAGACAGAAUCCACUCCACUGCUGCACAACGGCCAGCCGCACCGCUCCGCCACCUAUCAAACACAGGCUCAGCUCACCUCCCCACACCAGAGACUGCACCGGUCCCAGCCCAUGCACAUCCUCGCUGUCAGAAGACUUCAGGAAGAGGAGCAACAGUACCGAACGUCCUCUCUACCUGCCAUCCCCAACCCCUUUCCUGAGCUCUGCAGCCCUGCGAGUUCCCCUACGCUCAGCUCUGGCUCCUUACCUCAGUGUCAGCCCUCAGGCAAAUAUAUCAUAAAAAUCUUCAGCGAGGAUGGGAUGGGAAAGGUGGUGGAGAUCCCAGCCGACAUGACGGCGCGAGACCUGUGCCAGUUUCUUGUCUAUAAAAACCAUUGUGUGGACGAUAACAGUUGGGCGCUUGUGGAGCAUCAUCCAGCCCUGGGACUCGAGAGAUGUUUAGAAGACCAUGAGCUGGUUGUCCAGGUGCAGGCGUCAAUGACCAGUGAGAGUAAAUUUCUCUUCAGGAAGAACUAUGCGAAAUAUGAAUUCUUUAAAAAUCCUUUGAGCUUCUUCCCAGAGCAAAUGGUUGCCUGGUGUCAGGAAACCAAUGGGACCAUCCCCCCAUCUCAGCUCCUGCAGAACGUCUUAAACUCCAGCAGUUGUCCUGAGAUCCAGGGAUAUUUGUAUGUGAAAGAAAUGAGCAGGAAAUCAUGGAAGAAACUGUAUGUGUUUUUAAGACGGUCAGGGUUGUACUUCUCAACAAAAGGAAUGUCAAAG